UGUGUGAUAUAAUAAGCUGGUGGACUGUGAGAAACUACAGAUGGUAUUAUCAUAUAUGAGCUGGUGAGUGUCUCUGCUGUAGGACUGGAGAUCCUGAUAAAGAUGGAGCUGAACUUUUCUAACUGAAGACUCUGAACUCCAACCUCAGAAGCAGGUGACUCUGCUCUCGGCUUUAUUCCAGUCAUACAAGAUGGCAAAUAAUCCUGAAGUGUUGCAGGAUAUAACUGAUAAACGAGGUCAAACUGGUCGAGUCCAGACCAUCAGAGCUCAGAAUGAACCAGUCCAGACCUCCACAGCUCAGACUGGAGGAACAGUCAAUGCACCUCUUCUACAUGGAGGCGUGUUUAUCGGACCAGUUAAUAUUAGCUUUGGAGCUGACUCUACGCACAGAGGUGGAGACAGAAGUGAAGAGGAAACUGGUAAGACUGCAGCAGCCUCCUCCACUGCAGCUCAGACUGGAGUCUCAGUUAGUGCUCUUACAGCAGCAGCUAAAGAAGAUGGAGCUGUAAAAGAUGCACUGAAAAGACAUUUUGUGGUAAAGUUGGCAAAGCUGUAUGACAGAACUUCACUAGAAGAGGAAAAUUUGCUUUUGAAGGACAUUUACACUGAACUUUAUGUGAUUGAAGGCUGCACAGGAGGAGUGAACACUGAGCAUGAAGUGAGACGGAUAGAGAGUUUUAAUCCCAAAAUAGAGGAAAAACCAAUCAAGUUCAGUGACAUUUUCAAAACACGAUCCAGUCAAAAUGAGUUUGGUACUAAAGUACUUACAUUGGGAAUAGCAGGAGUGGGAAAAACAGCCACUGUACACAAGUUUAUUCUUGACUGGGCUGAAGACAAAUGCAACCAGGAUUUAGAUUUCAUUCUGUUUCUUCCCUUUCGGGAGCUGAACGUGAUCAAAGAGGAGCAGUACAGCCUCUGGAAUCUUCUGCUUUACUUCCAUGAUGAGUUCCACAAUGUGGAUGUGAGGGAGAUCCUGAAUGACAAGUGUAAGGUGGUUUUUAUAUUAGAUGGACUGGAUGAAAGUAAACUUACUCUUAAUUUUAAUCAGAAGAAACUAUCUAAAGUAACAGAGGAGACCACCACUGAUAGACUAAUAACAAACCUCAUCAAAGGAGCGCUGCUUCCCUCUGCUCUUAUCUGGAUAACCACUCGACCAGCAGCAGCCAAACAGAUUCCACCCGAGAAAAUUCAUCAUGUGACAGAAAUACGUGGAUUCAAUGACCCACAGAAGAAGGAGUACUUCAGGAAGAGAAUCAGGGAUGAAGAUCAAGCCAGCAGAAUCAUUUCACACAUUAAGACAGCAAGAAGUCUCCACAUUUUGUGUCACAUUCCAGUCUUCUGCUCAAUCUCAGCCUCAGUGCUACAGGAAAUGCUGAAGGUUGACAAAGACUUGAAAAAUGCUCCCACGACUCUUACAGAAAUGUACACACGAUUCCUGCUGUUUCAGACGAGAAAAAAGACUGAGAAAUACAGCACAAUGCAACGUGAGGACAGUACAGUUCCCCCAUCUGAGAGAGACAGACUGGGAGUAGAGGGUGUACUGAAGCUCGGAAAACUAGCUUUCCUCCAGUUACAGAAAGGACAACUCAUAUUCUAUGAGAAGGAUCUGAAAGAAUGUGGCAUUGAUGUUGAUGAAGCUGUAGUCUACUCUGGAGUUUGUACACAAAUCUUUAAAAAGGAUGAGAAGAUUUUCAGCUUUGUCCAUUUGAGUUUCCAGGAGUUUCUUGCUGCCGCCUUUGUCUUCCUCUCAUUCAGAGAUAAAGGUAACCCACUCCUUCAAACCAAAAGUGAGAGAAUAAAGUGGAUGUUUAAACAUACACUGGGUGAUCUCCUCAAGACAGCAGUGGAUAAGGCCAUGAAGAGUGAAAAUGGACAUCUGGACCUUUUCCUCCGCUUCCUUUGUGGCCUCUCCCUGGAGUCCAAUCAGAGGCUCCUUAAGAAUUUGCAGCCAGAAAUGGACAUCAAAGAAGAGAGUCUAAAGGACACUGCAGACUACAUUAAACGAAAGAUCAAGAAGGAAAAACACUCUGAGAAGAGCAUCAAUCUCUUCCACUGCCUGAGUGAACUGAAAGACAAUUCACUGACAACUGAAAUUCAGGAAUACCUGAACUCAGGAGAUCUCUCAACACAGAAUCUGUCAUCUACACAGUGGUCAGCUCUGGUGUUUGUGUUGCUGAUGUCAGAAGAGACUCAAGAGAAGUUUGAGCUGAAGAAAUACAAGCCAUCAGAUGAAGGACUGAGGAACCUACUGCCAGUGGUGAAAAGCACAAGACGAGCUCUAUUUGCUGGAUGUAACCUCACUGUACAGUCCGGUAAAAUGCUGAGUGCAGCUCUACAAACAGAAAACUCCUCUCUGACAGAGCUGGACCUCAGUAACAAUGAUCUGCAGGAUUCCGGUGUAGAGCUGCUCUCUGCUGGACUGAAGAGUUCGGACUGUAAACUGGAGAUACUCAGACUAGCUUUGUGUCAUUUUGGAGGAAAGUCUUGUGAAAAUCUGGGAUCAGUUUUACAAACAGAAGCCUCCUCCCUAAAAGAGCUGGACAUCAGUAACAAUGAGCUUCAUGAUUCAGGAGUGGAGCUGCUGUCUGCUGGACUGAAGAGCUCACACUGUAAACUGGAGAUACUCAGAUUAUCAGGAUGCAUGGUCAGGAAGGAAGGCUGUUCUUCUCUGGCUUCAGCUCUGAGUUCAAACCCCUCAUACCUGAAAGAACUGGAUCUGAGCUAUAAUCUCUUAGGAGAGUCAGGAGUGAAACUGCUCUCUGCUAGACAGGAGGAUCCACACAGCUCACUCAAAACACUCAGAGUGGAACAUGAUGGUGAGAUGAGAAUCAGACCAAAGGAAUCUCCAGGUGAAAAUACUGGCCCAUCCAGGUUGGAUGAGUGACUAGAGAGAAGACCUCCUUGCUACUGAUUGGUCAGCUGUGAUGACAUAUGGUGCUCUUAAACGUGCGGACUGAUAAUGUGGAGCUUAUUGUUCAGACUAGUGGAGAAGUUUUCAGUCCCAGUGCUUCACAGACAUAAUGAAACGUGAGCUUGAGGGAGUUUAAGAGGCUGAACGCUCCUUUAUACAGCAGAAGAACAUCUACACAGCUUAUGAGCCGAGACAGGUUUGGUGUCUGAACUCUGCUUUUAGUUUUAGUAUUAGAGCUACAAAGUUAAUGUAACUAAAGUUAAAUUAGCCUCAUAGCUCCAGUGCUAAAGCUAAAGAAGCAAACUUCAGACACCAAACAGGUUUUGGCUCGUGAGGCUUGUGAGGGGGAAACUGGAUGAAUGUUAUUUUUCAGUGAACUGUUUCUUUAGUUUCUCAACAUUUUAAAGUAAAACAGAGUAAAACACUUUACGGCUGUAAAAACAGGACGAUCAGUUCUGACAGUCUCACAGUCCCAACUGUGUUUGUAUGUGUAGUCACAGCAUUUAGCAGCUUGUCUGUUUUCAUCACCCAACUGAGACCAGGACCACAUUGCUGCGCUGAGUCAGACUGUAUUCUGACUGUCUAACAGCUUAAAUGAUGUUUUUACUGGAGCCCCUGCCAGUGAAGACCCUCCAGGCCAUUUAACAUCAUAUAGAUUCUAACUCCAGUCAUCCAGUCCUAAUUGAACUGUGUGAAUAGUGUCUGAUGAAUAUGGAAAACAUGCCACUGUUCACUGCCAUAACACUAUUUAACCCCAUUUGGAUACAGACACCUUUCUGAAAACUGAGGAAUUCUGUCUCCAGUUCCUCUGUUUAGUCUGGAUGUUGUGAUGUGCUGCAGGGCAUCACUGAUCGGGGUGAAUCUCUGCCGCAUCAUCAAACUGCAUGAACAUGUUUUUGGUUAUUGACCUGCUUAGUCACCAACAGUAAAAUUAAUAAUUUCAGUCGUCCAUACUUUAACAUGUGUUUAUAAAGGUAACAUUAGGCAGGAAAACAGGCAGCUGGGACAUUAUUUUCCCAGAACUCCAACAGGGUUUUUAUUUAAAUGUAAAUAAGAAGCCGCAGUCAUUUCUAACGUAAUGUUGAUGGAUGUGCUUUAAGAGCCAGUAAACCGUUCUGUUGAGAUCAGAGCAUUUUUAAAGUCUUAGGCUACAACCACAUCACCUGGUGUGACAUCACACAUAUUCCCAACCUGGGAAGCUCUGUACAGUUUCAGGUAUUCCUGAAGAGAACAGCCCUGAUCCAGCUCAUUAGCUGAUUAUGGAGCCCUUCAUUAGCUGGAUCAGGUGCUCUGGGGAGCUGGAUUAAGAGACACAGCCUUCUACAAAUGAAGCUCUGCACGGUCGUGUUUACAGCAUCACUCCUUCCUGCCGUGCUGCUUGUCUGGUUGCUGCCGUUACCGUUAGCCAGCUGCACCAGACUCAACAGCAGCAAUGUAUUUAAUCCCUUUAUACCUAAACACGGAGACAAACAACAGAUCAUCAUUUACACUAGAGAAACACGAAGAACACGAGAACAAUCAGCUGAUGGUGGCUUCUUGUCCAGAUGUUCCACUCCACCUUAAAUGAUGCACAUUUACACAGACAUCAGAAUGUAACUGUGGUGUCGUUUAAGGUGGAACGGAAAAAUUGAAGGAGAAGCUGGUGAAGAAGAACCCAACUUCAGCUUCAAGUUUGCUCUAUUACACGUUCACAGACUGCCCCAGAAUAUAAACUACAGCCAUAUAUUAUUGAGCCAACUACUAUUUGUAGAGUAAUAAUUUUGUAAAGAGUCCAACAAGUAAUGUAAACUAGCUGGCAUUGUCGCUAAGACUAUUAGCAUUUAAGCUAACAGCUACAGGUGGUCAUUGCUCAUAUUUUAACUUUGGCCCAAUCAGAAAUACAGUUAGACUAAUAUGUGGUGGCCCCGUUAUGGUGCACCAGACUACACCACCCCCUGGUUUAUACCUAGAGUAAAGAGGAGCUCUGACUGUAGUAAAUUCACAAAUGCAGGUUCAGGAAAACACAAAAAUACAGUGUUUAAUAAAGAAAGCUGAGGUCAUACGCCGACUGUCCGUUUGGUUUAUAAACAAACCAUAAGAAUAGAAACAACCAGUACUGAAAUAUUCCCAGUACUACUGGGGCGACUCAAGCCUUGGCCCCCUGAGACACUGACGGAAGAUCAUUUACUCAAUGACGCGUGAAUCAAUUCAACAAAAAAGAAAAAGGAAAAAAACACCAAUCCAGCAACACCUGCUAAUCACUCCAAGCUCACUGCACUGCAAACUUCUACCAUUCAAGUGAACACUGCAGUCCAUCCCCAAACAUUCCUCCCAAACUCCCUGGACUAGACUUAACCCCACGCAGACUGGACUAUAACUAAAGGAAAAAAAUAGUAGUAAAAAUAACUAAAACAAUGCACCCACUCUGGCCAGUGGCUCACAACACACUAAAUACCUGUCUGUACACACAGUAUGACCACAGGCUAGAGGGCAGCUUAGACAGUAAAAUACUUUCUUUAAAAGUUAGAGCAGCAUCUCUAUUAAAACUCAUAAAAACUGAAUAAUUAAAGUGCUAAGAGAACAGCAGCUGGCCCAGGGUGUACGCUGUAGUCAGUCUGGGGUACUAAGGCCAGCGCUGUAAACUGGACGCUGCAGUUGGUGCUGACUUUGCUGAUUCUCCAGGCUACUUGGAUCAACGUAGUCGAGACUGAACCCGCAGUUCCAACAACACGGAAUGCUGGCACCAAGACAUCCAUCGACUUAGCCUAGCAGCAAUGAACCAAAACCUGCCACCAGGACCCCAAGGUGUUUGUAUAUAUGCCUGCUCCCAUCCUAAUUACUGACGUAGCCCACAUAGAAAAACACAAACAGAAGGUGCUCCACUACACAGGCUCCAUAUACGGUAUAUCAACACCACUGACUGAGCACAAACGACGGUGACCAGAAACGAGACUAACUAAAUGAACUGUAUGAUAAAAAUCACUGGCUAGAUAUUUUAAUUAGCUGGUCUUAACUGCCUGUUUUUAGGAGCUAAAUCAACGUUACUGGUCUGUUACAGCAAAAUAUAUUUGGGCGAAUCACCAAUCUAGAAUUAUUACAGUUCAAAUGGUUUAAUUAGAUUAAUUUAGUAAGAUUAUUCCUGCUGUUCUCUACUGCCCUGGUGGUCUUAUCUGAGCUUUUAGCGUGAAGCAGCAUAACUCACAGAUCGCUGGAACCAGUUAGAACCAGUUAGAACCAGUCAGAAGAUCCAGUGCAUUAACAGGUAGUUUAUCAGGGGAGAAAACAGGGAUAAAAAACAGGAAUUACAGAGAAUUUAUGCUGUGGGAAAAUACAUCAGACACCACAAACAAAUAAAUAAAUAAAGAUCAUUAUACACAGUGCAGAUUCUGCAUUAAUUAAUGAAGCCUCAUUAAGAGCUCAUGUUUAAUUUAAUAACGAUAAAUCAGGCUAUUAUCAUGUGUGUGAACUCCAAAUCGGCUGUGUCCCAAUACGAAUAAGCCCCCUGAGUGAAUCCGUCAGCAGCUGAUCUACAGUCCGGCUGGUUUCUAUGGAGCAUCAACAUGGAUCAUUUCAGCUGACCGACACUGCACUGGACGUUUAGCUCCAACACGCUUCACUUUAAUUAGGAUGUUUUAAAGGCGUCAUUAAAAUGGAAACGACUACAAAUAAACAGAUUUUAGCCGGUAUUGAUCAUCUUGGUACACGAUGGAUCGACUGAGGUAUUUGAUUGAUUAUUGAUUAUUUCAUUUAUUUUUAUCUGUCAGCGCUGCUGAUGGAACUGAAUUAAUCCAUGCAGUGGUGCAACAUCUGCAUUUUACAUUAUUUGAAAUCUCCAGUUACUCUUUUGUCUCACAGUGCUGUGAAAAAGUAUUUGCCCCUCACUCGAUUUCUUCUAUUUUUGUUCAUUUGUCUCAUUUAAAUGUUUCAGAUAAUCCAACUAGUUUUAAUAAAGAUAAAGACACACAAGUAAACACAAAAUGCAGCUGCCAUGUUCAAAUGGGAGCUCCUCAGCCUGCAGGUUGGGGUUUAGAUCAUCCUGUCAGUCCAGGUUUCAGUUGUUUGAUAUGAUUACAGAGUUAAUUUCUAUAGAGACAGUGAGACCAUCACCAUACAGAAAGACUGAGCUCCAUCAAUAUAUAUUAAGAAACCUUUCAUAAUCUCACUGCAGCUCCCUGAAUAGACCUUAUAAACAAAGAACACUUCAGGGACACACAGAGCAGCGUAAGCGCAAUAGACACAUAUUACUGGAUAUCCUACUGUAAGUGUUAAUCCUCUGGUAGAGUGUAAAACUGGUUUAAAGGUAGUUCUUAGGUACUGAUGAACAUGUUAGACCUUUCCCAGUCUCUCAUUAAGCCCUCACAACAGCCUCAGUCCUACACAGCAGGACUCAACACUGAGCUUUAUCUCAUUAGGAACAGACUUCAAAGGGUCAAAUAUUUAUUUACCGGGACGUCGGUCUCCAGAUGGUCAUGACGGGUGACGUUUCUUGAUGGAACUGUAGUUCUCGUUCGACUCCCGUCAUCAUUUAUCUAGAGCGAAUAUUAUAAUAAAUAAUAUUAUUUAGAAUAUUAAACGACUUUUUUCAGGAUUUCUGGAUUUCAACCAGAGCAGAUUCAGACAAACACCAUAAACCAUUCAAAUCAGCUGAGAAGUCCUUACAAGACUACACAAACCAACACCCGCUCACACACACACACACACACACACACACACACACAC
This is a messenger RNA of Pygocentrus nattereri (red-bellied piranha), 7609 nucleotides long. RefSeq names its product NACHT, LRR and PYD domains-containing protein 12-like. The record is from RefSeq and is a predicted model, not a curated record. Gene Ontology annotation, molecular function: protein binding. The transcript has 10 exons. Bases 191 to 2884 code for a protein of 897 amino acids. NCBI's taxonomy places the organism in Eukaryota, Metazoa, Chordata, Actinopteri, Characiformes, Serrasalmidae.